Messenger RNA from Acanthosepion pharaonis, 2706 nucleotides. NCBI's taxonomy places the organism in Eukaryota, Metazoa, Mollusca, Cephalopoda, Sepiida, Sepiidae. The record is from the annotation of a GenBank genome assembly.
AUGGCUGGUAUAGCUGAUGAUUAUCAACUUAAAACACAUGGACCUGUUCUUAGUGAAAAUUGCAACAAGGCACCAAUCUCAAAGAAAACAGACUAUGACUUUCAUUUGGCAGAGAGACAAAGUCUUCUUACACGACUCUUGGAUGCUGUCAAACAGUGUCAAGUGAGAUUUGGUGGAAGAAGAGAACUUGCUACAGAUGGAGACAGUCGGCAAGUGACAGAAAUCACAGGAUUAAGUAAGGUGACCCGGUUUGCUGAAAUGGAAGCACAUCCUGCUUUUUGGCAGAAUGUUAAAGAACAUCUGACAAAACAUGAGCUCCAACGAUUUCUGUUGUUGAAAUCUGUCAACACAGAAAUGGGCAGAGGACGAGCUUGGCUAAGGGCAUCUUUAAAUGAGCAUUCCUUAGAGAGAUACAUGCAUAUGAUUAUUGAGAAAGAUGAUAUAUUAAGUCAGUAUUAUGAAGACUGGGCAUUUCUACGGGACCAGGAAAGAAGCAGUAUGCUACCAAAUAUGGCAGCUGGUCUUGGGUCAAUAUUGUUUGCCUUAACCAUAGAUAGUCCUGAAAUAAAUGCUCCCAUUAGUUCUGCAAUCCCAUUGGCCCUUACUUCAGAAAAAAUCAAACCAGAAACUACACCAGACAUUCAACCUGUGAUGGCUACAAAUAAACCUGCAGCUUGUGAUAGAAAAAGAGACAAGAAAAAAAGAAAAAAACUUGCCAACAUUGUGACAUUUAGUGAUGAUGACGAUCAAAUCAGUUCAAUCAGUUCUUCUCCGUGUUCUGUACAAAAUGAUUCCUUUGACAUAUCUGCCAAAUCAAGUCUGGACUCUCCCAGCUAUUUAGCUAAUACAGACAGAUUACAUUUCAAUGAUUACACACAGGUUGAUUCUCCUCUCACUAAAUCUUCUGGUCUUUCUAGUCCAUCUGUGACAAAUGAGUCAAAUAAACAAAGUCCCAAGAACAACGAUGAAAAUCAUAAAAGUUCUUCCCCAUCAGAAUUAGGAUUAAUAUUCAAAUUUGGCAAAAAGCCACCCUUGAAAGCAGUAGACUCUCAAUCAUCUCUCACAUCUGAUGAUUUAGUUGGGGAUGAUGCAUAUUUAGCCCCAGUGUCAUCAAUAGCAGAAAGAAGACUGAGUCAGGGUUCUGGGAGUUCAUUAGAAAUGGAUGGCAAAUAUUGUAAGCAGCCUUUGAUUCCAAUGAAUUCUGAAGGGGAAUAUUUGGAUCAGGGUGGGGAUGGAGACUCUAGUGGAAUUCAUCAGUCAGUGGCACUACAGGAUUUUGUAAAUUUGUCUGGUACCGAUAUUGAAAAUGCAGCAUUUGCUUUGGUCAUGGCACAGAAAGGCAGCAAUAAUGACAGUCAUGGAUACCGAACAGAGGGAGAUGGUGGCAAUGUGCAAGAAGAAAGUCAUAAAGAAAUGACCACAAUGGAACUGAAGCAAGCUAUUGUCACUAUGAUGUUAAGAAAAGAUCAAGUGGAAGACCAGAACAGGUCUUUACAAACGCUUUUAUCUCAGGAGCAAGAGACUUCACUUGCACUACGGGCUGAACUCAAAGACAUUAACACAAAAAUGUCUGUCCUUCAAGAAAAAGACAACUGCAAGAUUCAGUCCUUACAAAAGGAGAAUGAAUUAUUGCGGCACCAGUUAAAGAAAUAUGUCAAUGCUGUCCAGCUACUGAGAAAAGAAGGACCAAAAGCUGAAGGCAAGCUCUUUUCCCCCCCUUUCUUUUUUUCCCCUUUCUUUUUUCCCCCUUUCUUUUUUCCCCCUUUCUCUUUUUUUCCCUUUCUCUUUUUUUUCCCUUUCUCUUUUUUUUCCCUUUCUCUUUUUUUCCCUUUCUCUUUUUUUCCCUUUCUCUUUUUUUCCCUUUCUUUUUCUUCCCUUUCUCUUUUUUCUUCCCUUUCUUCCUUUCUUUGGUCUUUGGGCAUCCAUUUGGAUGAGUUGCAACCAGUGAUUCCACCCCCGAAAGCCAACAUUGACUACAGCCAUGAAGCUUCAGAAUAUGAGAAAAAGCUUAUACAGGUUGCUGAAAUGCAUGGAGAAUUGAUGGAAUUUAAUGAAGUUUUACAUCGCAAGAUUCAGUCCCAAGAUACAUUUAUCAAACAAUUACGGCAGGAACUGGUGAAUCUACGGGGACCACUUCCUAAUGAGGUUUUUCUUUUCCAGCUUCCUAAUGAGGUUUCCAGCUAUUCAGAAAAUCUGUCUAUAGAUGUGGAUAAUUUAUCUCUGAACACACGAAAUCUUGUUCAUGUUUGGAUUCCCUCGGCCUUUUUACGAGGUAGUGCUUCUGACAGUUAUCAUGUAUAUCAGGUUUAUGUACGAAUUCAGGAUGAAGAAUGGAAUGUUUAUCGACGGUACCGCCAGUUUUAUGUCCUUUACUGUAAACUGAAGAAGAAGUACCCCAUUCUUGGACAGUUCAAUUUCCCUCCGAAAGUUACAGUCGGCUACAAAGAAGCUCGUGUUGUUGAGAAAAGACGAGUCAUGUUACAGACCUACUUACGUAAGGUGAUUAACUGUGUGAUGGAGAAUUCCAAUGAGAUUAGUACAUCAAUAACGAAGAACACUUUACUCCAGCUUCUGCCUUUUUUUGGUGACAUGCCAGAAGUGAACAAUAAGAGGAAGAAGAAAAAUGAACCUGCUCCAAAUCAGUCAGUGGCUACAAAUUCUGCUAUUGAUAACAUUGAAAAACUGAAAAACAGAAAAAAAGUUUAA